Moneuplotes crassus is the source of this 635-nucleotide messenger RNA. NCBI's taxonomy places the organism in Eukaryota, Ciliophora, Spirotrichea, Euplotida, Euplotidae. The record is from the annotation of a GenBank genome assembly.
AUUCCUCAUAUUUUCAAGGAUCCAUGGACAAGCACCCAUUGCAGCAUAUACUGGAGCAUUGGUAUGAGCCAUCAUCAAAGCUGGUGUAAUCAAAAUAGUUAGAGAUGUUCUUGGCCCAAAAUAUUCUUGCUCAAGUGCUAGAGCAGUUGCUAAUGUUGCUCCUCCAAGAGAAUGGCCUAAGAGGGCUAUUUGAGAAUAUUCGAAUUCCCAAUAUUCAUCAUCAAUAGAUGGAUUCAAGCUAACAUGCUGCCGGCUGUAAGUGUUUCCACGCAGGUUAUACAGCCACACAUCCUUUCCUUGGUUGGCAAGAUAGAAUGCUGGAGAGUAAACUCCUCCAAGUCUUGUAAAUGACUCACCCGCUUGAAAAGCAGGGUGAGACAAUAGGAUUGGUUCUUUGUUUGUGGUAUCUGAUGGACUUUCAGGUCCAUUUGGAAUUCUCAUCAGAGACAAGAUGUAACCAUCCUCAGUGGUGACCUGAUAUUCCUCAUAUUCAAAGCCAAGUGCUUCUGCUCUUUCUCUGACACUCAUCCGCCAGUAACCAUCUAGCUGGGCCUUCACACGAGUGAUGUAACAGAGUAUGAUCAAAAUAGGUAAGAAGAAUUUUCUAAAAUAAAUUUUGGUUCCUGAAUAGCACU